AUGAGCUGUUCUAUAUGCUCACGUGCUCCUCACCCCCAUCUGCCAUUCCACUGCCCGACGUGUGCUCGCAACCAGCUUUAUCAACUGCGCGUCGAAGGCACCCGAGUGCUGUUAGAGAAGGAAGUCCUUGGGAAACGAAUUGAGACUGCUGUUGCUCAGGGCCAUGGCCAAGAGGAGCGGUCAAAUCAGCAGCAGCCACUCCUUAGGGAUGAUUUCUCGCCUCGAUGGGCUCUCCGGGCGACAAACAGCCACUUGGCUGAGUCCCUGGCAAGAAGGGAAUAUCUCGCACUUCAACUUCAAUCUUUGAGGGCCGAGUCUCUCGCCAAAAAAGCAGAGAUUUGUCAGCGCAAAGAAACUCUAGCUCGCAGACGCUCGGAUGCAGAGUCCGCCCGGUAUCAGCUCGGUGAACGAGAAGAUGGGGCUCUAGCGAGUGUCCAGAACACCAGCAAGCGGGCGGAGCACGUAUGGCAUAAUCUCCAUAACAAAACGGCCGAGUCGCGGAUUUACCUAUGUCGGGAAGUGGCCAAUCUCUAUGGCCUGCGGAAAGCUAUCAAAAAGGGUCAAGACCGGGACAGCUACGUACUUGGCGGUGACCAUAUUGUUGACUUGACGGACAUGAAUGGCAUUUCCCAGGAGCAAAUAUCUACAUCUCUUUCAAACAUUGCUCACCUUGUCAUGAUUGUCUCGCACUAUCUAUCCCUCAGGUUGCCUGCUGAAAUUACCCUUCCCCACCGGAACUACCCUGUUCCCACAAUAUACACCCCCUCAGCGUCGUAUCGCUCGCGGAAUUCCCAUCCCAGGCUCGAUCAUCAAUUCUCGUCGAGUCCAGCGGCUUCAAGAACAAUGGACCCGCGCGUUCACACCCCACGUCCACGUCCCCUUUCCAUCGGAAAACCUUUACCCAAACUAGCCAAAGAAGAAUUCGCGACCUAUACUCUUUUCCUUGAAGGUGCCACUCUUCUAGCAUGGAAUGUUGCAUGGCUAUGUCGAACACAGGGAAUUAGUAUCUCCUCUGAUUCUUGGGAGGAAGUUUGCGACAUUGGCAAGAAUCUGUGGCAACUCCUGGUUGCUCCCCCCGCCCAUCCCUCCACCCUCAUGCGAGCUUUCGCCGGGCGAGAUACGCAAGCCCAGGCGAAACCUGGUAAGGAUCUUCCCAGAACAACCAUCCAACGAACAACGUCAUUUGCCAUGCUCGGUCACUAUUCCCAUGGAACGGCACAUUCUUUUUUGGGGGCUUCCGAAGGAGUGGAUUUUAUGCGAAUGUGGAAGCUACCCACACCCACCAAGAUAGCGGACAAACUCAAGUCGAAUCUUCUGGGUGAGAUGGCCAGUGCAGAAUGGGAGCUACUCGAAGAGAAAGAAUGGGGCGAUGCGGUGACGGAAUCCCAUCAAUCCAUUUCACAAUCCCCCCAAUCUAGUAUACAAGGCCCUCCACUAGGAUCUCACACUGUGUCCGCCGACAGCGCCAAGGGCAGUCCAAGUUCAAGAACUAGGACCAAUUCUGUCAAAAAAUCGGAAGCUUCCGCUUCAGAUCCACGACCUAAAGGUAAAGGCACAAAAGGUUGGACCAAAGUGGGCAGCCGGUAG
Molecule: messenger RNA, 1587 nt
Organism: Penicillium olsonii
Lineage: Eukaryota; Fungi; Ascomycota; Eurotiomycetes; Eurotiales; Aspergillaceae
Source: the annotation of a GenBank genome assembly